Molecule: messenger RNA, 708 nt
Organism: Parnassius apollo (apollo)
Lineage: Eukaryota; Metazoa; Arthropoda; Insecta; Lepidoptera; Papilionidae
Source: the annotation of a GenBank genome assembly
AUGCCAUGCUAUGUCCCAUUCAAUUACAAUUAUGAAAAUUGGCUGAUUUUAAUAUUACAGAUUUUAGCUCUGAGCGCCGUCUUGGCAGUGUCAGCGGCAGGCCUCUUGCCACAGCCCCACUAUUCAUCUGCUGCAGCUGUCUCCUCACAGAGCAUCGUGCGUCACGACCAACCUCAAGCUAUUCACUCUGCACCCAUCGCCACACAUGCCGCCCCUCUUGCCUACCACGCUGCUCCAGUCGCCACUUACGCGGCUCCCGCCCGUUAUUCCGCCGGCCAUGCUGUGUGUCAUGAUCAGCCCCAUGCCGCAUUCGGAAUUGCUCCUGUGUCUUACGCAGCGGCACCAGCGCACUACGCCGCGCCUAUCAUCAGCCAUGUUGCUCCCGUGACCAAGUUUGUUGCCACCGCACAACACGAGGAAUACGCUCACCCUAAAUACGACUUCGCAUACUCCGUGGCCGAUGGACACACUGGCGACACCAAGUCCCAACACGAGAGCCGCGAUGGUGAUGCUGUGCACGGCGAGUACUCGCUGCUUGAAGCUGAUGGCUCAGUACGCAGAGUGCAGUACUCCGCUGACGACCACAACGGCUUCAACGCUGUAGUCAGCCACUCUGCGCCCGCGAAACACGGUGUUUCAGCUCCCGCACAUUAUCUGACUCAUCAUUACGUGACAAUUCUCACCGACAACUUUGAAUUAGUUAUAUAA